Molecule: messenger RNA, 2337 nt
Organism: Sycon ciliatum
Lineage: Eukaryota; Metazoa; Porifera; Calcarea; Leucosolenida; Sycettidae
Product: guanidinobutyrase-like
Exons: 6
Coding region: 104-1153 (349 amino acids)
Molecular function (GO): metal ion binding; agmatinase activity
Source: RefSeq, a predicted model, not a curated record
UUUCACUUUGACAACUAAUUACCUGGUUACAAAUAAUCAGAACCCAGCGUUUGCUCCGCUUCAUUGUCACAAAGUUUGCUAGCGAGUCGCCAUCGCUGUAAUCAUGUGUACACUGUUGAGCAGGCGAGCUGGAUUGGGGCUGGUGACCUCGGGUCCUGUACUACUAGCGAGCAGGUGCAUGAACCAGACGAGUGGAGGGUUCUUGCAACCCAAUGACCCUAACUCUCCAGGAGGUUUGCCCAGAUUCGCCGGGCACACGACAAUGAUGCGUCUGCCCACAAUGGCACCUGGCGACGCAGCUGAAAAGCUCAAUGCCUGUUUCCUGGGCGUCCCCAUGGACUGGGGAACAUGCAACCGUCCCGGUACACGUUAUGGACCGAGGUACAUUCGCUGUGAGUCGUCACUGCUGCGACCGUACAACACCAGCACUGGCGCGGCUCCAUUUGAAUCUCUGCAGGUGGCAGAUAUCGGCGAUGUGCCGGUGAACCCAUACAGCCUGCCGAAGUCCGUCGCUUGCAUUGAAGACUUUGUCAGCGGACUAGGUAGCUGUAGGCCGUUGAGCAUGGGCGGUGACCACACCGUCACGCUGCCAAUACUCCGCGCUCUGGCCAAAGAGCAUGGAAAGAUGGCUCUACUGCACAUUGAUGCACACUCUGACACCGAAUCCAGCAUGUUUGGAGAGGACGUGGCACACGGCACGACAUUCUACCGGGCGUGCGUCGAGGGGCUGAUUGACCCGACGCUGUCCACACAGAUAGGACUGCGAGGCGGUGACUAUGGUCCAGGUGACUAUGACUGGACCAAAGAACAGGGUUUCCACAUGGUCUGGGCAACGGAUUGCUGGUACAAGUCCAUGGUACCGCUGAUGGAGACGGUACGCACUCGUGUUGGCCAGCAACCUCUCUAUAUUUCGUUCGACAUUGACGGCUUAGAUCCGUCCAUUGCACCUGGAACAGGAACACCAGAGAUCGGUGGCCUAACUACUCCGCAAGCGCUUGAGAUCAUCCGAGGAGCACAGGGCUUGAAUGUUGUGGGUUGUGAUUUGGUUGAGGUUUCUCCUCCGUACGACGUGUCGAAUAUGACAGCGCUAACGGCCGCCAACCUCCUGUUUGAGAUGCUGUGUGUGUUGCCAGGCGUCAAGUACCACAAGUAACUCGGAAGUGGUCGCUAAUGGUCGAGUGGGACACACAGUCCAUGCAGGAUCAUGCUCUCGACUGGAAGCUUUGGUGCCGGACCAGAUUGUCAAUAUUUGUGCCGGUCGGACUGAGCGCCCAUAUCACUCAGUGAACGAGUUCACACGGUACAGCACUAGCAAAAUGACAGUAGUAUAGCCUCUCUUCCGGCCGGGCUAACUAGCCCUAAUGGCUGGUCAAAGCACUUUUUACAGCCAGGAAGCUGAUAUCGAAUGGCAGAACUACAAUGUCAUGUACUUGUGCAACGCCGUAGUCGCAUGGCAGUUGACACUUCGCGGUACUCUCAGUGCAUUCCUUGCACUGAAUAUCACUUGAGUGAUGACUUCUCUUAAACUUAUUGCAAGCUGGUUCUCUUGUUUGCCUCUCCCAACAUGUACUGACAGUAGCUACAGUCCAUUCAUAAAAAGAUGGACUUCUAGUUUUGGCCAUAAAAUAUUGGGUUAAACUUUGAGGUUUUUUUAGAAUUUUUUCUGCAAUCCCCUAUGAAAUCCUCUUCCAAUUAUGUUUCUGAAGUGUAUUUCUCCAAAAAGCAAGCCCUACCAAGAAUAGGAUUUCGGCCAGGUUUUGCCCCAAAAGCACUGGAAAACCAUCAAAAUCGAGGCCGUUUGACCCUGCCUGCAACAGUGCACUGUGCGGUUCGAACCCCAGCUCGGGUAUGGACUGUAAUGUAUGCUACAACUUCGUGAGCUGCAUCGGGCAUGGUUGAAGAGCCCAAUCCUGCUCUACAAUUGUAGUCCCAUCGAUGUAUCGGCAUUUCGUCACAGAGUCCUUGACCGCACAAUCUGACCUGAAAUAAAUUCACACGUGUACACACUACCAUUAUCCCUUUUCUUCUGACUUGUAUGUUCUCGCCAAGACAUACCGUACAAUCUCGCGCAUAAGCCCAUGCUCGCGUAUAAGCCCAGGCCAAGUUCGAACAUCACGAAGCUUCAUUCUACAAGCCCAUGACAUGGGCCUAGGUCGACCGGUCGUACCAUGUACGUACUACAUGUACAUGAACGUUUUUUUUUGGUUUUUAGUGUUUGUUGUACAUUUCAACACAAUCGUCGGUUGUUUUUGUUUGCACAGUGAUUUUCAGCAAUGCACUUCUUAUUCUCACUUCCUUGGUACUUUUCAAUCUGAGCACUAUUUUGGUGUCACCGUA